This is a messenger RNA of Sinocyclocheilus grahami, 2400 nucleotides long. RefSeq names its product OFD1 centriole and centriolar satellite protein (gene ofd1). Gene Ontology annotation, biological process: epithelial cilium movement involved in determination of left/right asymmetry. The transcript is spliced from 16 exons. Bases 127 to 2400 code for a protein of 757 amino acids. Gene Ontology annotation, cellular component: centrosome; ciliary basal body. The record is from RefSeq and is a predicted model, not a curated record. NCBI's taxonomy places the organism in Eukaryota, Metazoa, Chordata, Actinopteri, Cypriniformes, Cyprinidae.
AAGCACAGCAGUCUGUUGUCAGUUAGGAUUUUUAAAGCGCUGCGGCGCGCGUUGCUAAGGAACGGACCGCGGCGCAUCACUGAUCGAUUAAUUCGGUGAACGUCGAUCGAUUAUCGGUGAGUGCUGAUGUCUGGGAGUGAAGAGCAGAGCUUGUCUCCGGAUGAGAUGCGACACAAGCUCUAUCAGACCUUCAGGAGCCGCGGGCUUCUGGACGCGCUGAAGGUCAGAGGACAAUUAUCUUUAUUAUAUUCAUUUGAGAAGCUGCAGCUGAUUGACGAGGAGUAUGAAGUGCUUCGGCACAGAGGUGACCGCUGGCCAUCAGUCGAGGCCAAGCUUGCGGAGUACAGGAAGGAGAUACAGGAGCAAGCGCAGGUGGAGCUCAAAGCAAAGCUGCAGCACUUCAUGGAGGUGGAGAUCGUAAAGGUGAAGAGAGACGAGAAGGAGGCCUCGCGGAGAGAAAUCCUGGAGCUGCGGAGAGACAUGGAGAGAACGUUUGAGCUGAAGUCUGAGGCUCUGAUGAGCCGAGAGAAAAACGCCAUCGAGAGGUUACAGAAAUCCCAGGAGAUAGAGGAAAAGGAGAUUUAUGCUCAAAGACAAGCCCUGCUGAAAGAAAUCGAAUCUGUGCGGAGCCGAGAGAUUGAGCUUAAACAGAGGAUGGAGGCCUUUGACAAAACCUGUAAGCUGCAUGAGGAGAAGGUAAAGACCAUGGAUGAUCUCCUGAGGAGGAGAGAGCUGUCUGUGAAGACCAUGGAAGACACGUUUGACCAGAAACUGAAGAGCGAGUUAGCGAAAUAUCAGCUGGAGCUGAAGGAGGAUUACGCGAAGAGAAGCGAGAAACUGACAGAAAAUGAGAAAAGGAUUAAAGAAGAAACGGUUCGUCUGCAGAAAGAAUCUGCUGUUAUUGAUGCAAAAGCAGAAGAGCACGAGAGAAGUUUAUCAGAAGUUAAACGUCUGCUGAUGGAGCUGGAGUCGUCCAGAUCGCAGGCGUCUCUUCUGGCCCAACAGAACGAGCUGCUGCGAGAGAGACUGGAGAACAUGAGCGACUAUCCAGCGCUGAAGAGAGACACUCAGGAGCUGCAGACGCACAUCAGACUGCUGAAACAACAGCUGGAGGAGAAGCGGCAGGAGAAGCAGAGACUCAGACAAGAGCUCAGCGCGCCGUCUAAGGAGCAGCUGGCGCUGCAGGCCGAGCUCAGGAGACUGGAGACGGCACGCAAACUAGACGAGGACGACUUUGAGACGCAGAAAAACGUCUUACACACACAGCUGCAGCACGAGGUGCAGCAGUGUGCGCUGUUGAAGGCUCAGCUGAUGGAGUGUGACGAGCGGGUGAAGUGGAUGAACACUCACGCUGAAGAGCUCAAGCUCCAGCUCCAGCAGACACAACAAGCUCUGGAGAACGAGAUCCUCCGCAAUCCCAUGCCUUCCCUGGUAGAGCAUUCUGUUCUCAGUUUGAUUCCUGACAGGCUGCUUCCUCCUGACGUUUACAUAGACGCCACUCUGCUCCGAAAGCCCAGAGCCGCUUCUGACGCUGAUUUAUCUGAAGCAGGGCUGGCCCUCAGGGGCCCGUGGCCCGCGGAGCGCGACUCCGAGCUGGUGAGCAACGCUCUGGCCCGGAUACGAGAGCUGGAGCAGGAGGCCGAGCGUCUGGAGGAUGCUUACAGGAGCCACCAGCACAGAGCCACUCGAGCAUCUGCUGAAGAUCUCACGCCUCCCAGAGUGACCUAUAGAGCACAGCCCAGGGUGAGCUUCACUUCUGCAGGAUGUCCUGUCGAGCAGGAAUUCACCAGAACUCCUUCUCCGAGAGAGAGAAACCCGCUGAGACUCAUCUCUCCUCCAGCCAGACGUCUGUCCUCCACACCACUGAGCAAACGCAGAGCAGACGCUGAUCACGAUGCUCACACUAUCACGCAAGAGCGUCGGAGGACGAGUCCUGACUCUGACAGAGCGCCGCUGGUGUUCCCAGAGAGGCAGAUCUCACCGAUCCCUGCUGGAGAAAGCCUCUGCUCCAUCAGUCCUCUCAGCAGCCCCAGGAUGAAGAGCACCACUCGCCACAGCCGCAGUCCACCCAAACUGCAGGAAGUCAUCUCCAGUUCCUCUGAAGAGUCGUCACCUCAGCCGGAGAAGAUCACGCUUCACGAUCUCACCGACCCUGUGCCACUGCUGUCUGUGGAUCAGGAGUGUGUCCUAGAGAAUCUCCAGGAGUCACACACAGAUGAACAUGACACAGCUGUAAAGAUAGAGGAGGAGGAGGAGGAGAGGAAGAGGAGAGAGGAGAGGAGGAAGAGGGAGAGAGAGGAGGCGCAGGAGAGAGAGGAGCGAGAGCUGCAGAGACUCCAACAGGAGCUGGUCAGACUCAUUAACAUACUAGUAUAUGGAAGCAUAUGGAAAUAUAAAUGA